Molecule: messenger RNA, 3253 nt
Organism: Neomonachus schauinslandi (Hawaiian monk seal)
Lineage: Eukaryota; Metazoa; Chordata; Mammalia; Carnivora; Phocidae
Gene: SLC71A2
Product: major facilitator superfamily domain containing 14B
Exons: 12
Coding region: 270-1790 (506 amino acids)
Biological process (GO): transmembrane transport
Cellular component (GO): membrane
Molecular function (GO): transmembrane transporter activity
Source: RefSeq, a predicted model, not a curated record
GCAGCCGCUGACGCCGCUGGCAGCCGCGAGAGCCGCGGUCGUUGCGGCGGGUGCGGCCGGUGGCUUCUGCACCUGCGCUCCCUUCUUCGCCUCGUCAGCGACUCCAGCCCCAGCCGCCCUUCCAGCUCUCGGCGUCGCCGCUGGCGCCGCCGCCCGACCCGCAGGCCGCCGCGGGCCGCGGAGCCCAUGAGGGCGCGGGCCCCGCCGCCGCGUCAGCGGCGUCGCCGUCGUCCCGGAGCGUCCCGAGCCGGCGCGGGCAUGGCCGCGGCAUGAGCGCGGAGCCGCCGCCGGAGCCAGAGAACAAGGCGGUGUCGGAGCCCGCGGCGGGAGCCAUGCCAGAGAAGCGCCCGGGCGCGCAGGCCUCCGGCUGCAUCUCGCUACAAGGCUUUGGCAGACCAAGUGUAUAUCAUGCUGCUAUUGUCAUCUUCCUAGAAUUCUUUGCGUGGGGCUUGUUGACAACUCCAAUGUUAACUGUUCUACAUGAAACAUUCCCUCAACACACAUUCCUCAUGAAUGGUCUCAUUCAAGGUGUAAAGGGCCUGCUGUCUUUUCUCAGUGCCCCCCUCAUAGGCGCUCUGUCUGAUGUGUGGGGGAGGAAACCCUUUCUCCUUGGCACCGUGUUCUUCACCUGCUUCCCAAUUCCACUGAUGAGGAUCAGCCCUUGGUGGUACUUUGCGAUGAUUUCUGUGUCUGGAGUCUUCUCAGUCACGUUCUCUGUGAUAUUUGCCUAUGUAGCUGAUGUCACUCAAGAGCACGAGCGAAGUACUGCUUAUGGAUGGGUCUCAGCCACCUUUGCAGCCAGUCUGGUCAGCAGCCCAGCCAUUGGAGCAUACCUUUCAGCCAGUUACGGAGACCGCCUCGUUGUGCUGGUGGCCACAGUGGUGGCUUUUCUGGACAUCUGCUUCAUCUUAUUGGCUGUUCCAGAAUCUCUGCCAGAGAAAAUGAGACCGCUUUCCUGGGGAGCUAAGAUUUCUUGGAAACAAGCAGACCCUUUUGCGUCACUGAAGAAAGUUGGAAAAGAUUCUACCGUCUUAUUAAUUUGCAUCACUGUGUUUCUUUCAUACCUUCCUGAAGCUGGACAGUAUUCAAGUUUUUUUCUCUAUCUCAGACAGGUCAUAGGUUUUGGAUCUGUUAAGAUUGCGGCAUUCAUAGCUAUGGUAGGAAUUCUGUCUAUUGUGGCUCAGACAGUCUUUCUUACCAUCUUGAUGAGAUCAUUAGGGAAUAAGAAUACUGUUCUCCUAGGCUUGGGCUUCCAGAUGUUCCAGUUAGCCUGGUAUGGUUUUGGAUCUCAGGCCUGGAUGAUGUGGGCAGCAGGGACGGUGGCCGCCAUGUCCAGCAUCACAUUUCCAGCAGUCAGCGCCCUUGUCUCUCGGAACGCAGAGUCAGAUCAGCAAGGAGUUGCCCAGGGGAUCAUAACUGGAAUAAGAGGGCUGUGUAAUGGCCUGGGACCAGCACUGUAUGGCUUCAUAUUCUACAUGUUCCAUGUGGAACUGACUGAGUUGGAACCAGAAUUGAAUUCUGACAAUGCUGCCCUGCAGGGAGCUGUCAUCCCAGGCCCACCGUUUUUAUUUGGGGCAUGUAUAGUUCUCAUGUCUUUCCUGGUUGCCUUAUUCAUCCCUGAAUACCGUAAAGGCAGUGGACUUCAAAAACAUAGCAACAGCAUCAGCGGCAGCCUGACCAACACCCCAGAGCGGGCCAGUGAUGAGGACAUUGAGCCACUGUUGCAAGACAGCAGCAUCUGGGAGCUCUCUUCCUUCGAGGAGUCUGGGAAUCAGUGCACUGAGCUGUGAACUGGCAGAAAGGGGAAUUCUGCUGAUGCCUCCUCUGAGAGCCGUGGGAGCCACGCCACACGGAGACUUCAUGGUGCUGGAAGGGAGAUGCUAGGAGAUGCUAGUGGCACCCUUCAGGGCCAGGUUUGAGAAGUGACCCUCUCCAUCCCUCCACGCUGCUGCCGCCCCCCCCCCCCCCGCUCCUAUUCCUUUCCUUCUUUUUGUGGUCUAUUAGAACAAUAGUCAAAGUACUUUCCUGCAAAUUUUGCAACUCUCAAAGUCAUCUGGAGUCCAAACUUUGAAACGCAAACAGAAAGAUGGCUUUCCUUGAAUAACUUUGGAGGAAGAGUGAUAGCAGUUUUUCCAUCUCCUUUUCAGUGGAAGGUGCAGGGUGGGAGUGGACUGCCAUCUCUGGCAAGAUCUGAGGUAAAAAGUCCCUGCUUAUUUUCUUCCUUCCUGUUUCUCUGAUCUGUGCCCGCUUAGCCCACGGGUGUUCAUGAGUGGCCGCCCCAAGAGUCACUCAGUAUCAGGGAUCUAUUGCCUUUGUUCAAAGGUCAACAAAAACCCAAACCCAAAUCUUACUCUCCUUUCCUUGUCUCUACUUCCUGUUCUUGGCUAGAAUGAAAUUCAGCAAAUUAAUGUACCUCUGGACAUUAAUAAUGAUCAGUGAUAACCUUUAUUUAGAUAAAAGGAAAAUUUUCUUAAAAUUUUAAAUUAUGAAGAACUGGCAACUCAGAUCGCUGGACCUGGUGUUUUGGUCAGAUCCCAGGUGAUUUUACAGAGGAAAAACGCACAUCAAGUAUUCUAGUAGCAACACAGAAUUUGAAGGGAGCUUCUAAGAAAGUUUUCAAUAAUACAAAUAUUCCUAAUAGAACACAUUAUUACCAUCUGCUCCUUGCUGCAUCUUUUGUCUUCUCAGUUUUUCUCCUUCAUCUCACUCCUGCCUUAACUGCUCUAUUGUAUGCAUUGGUUUUUAGUCGGGUCUUUAUUUCCAUGUGUUUAUCUGACUUUUGAAUUUCAUGGGAAUAUGCACAUCAGAUUGUUUUCUAAAAUGUGGUUUAGGAAGCUCAGUUUCACAAUAAGUGUCUUGCUAAUUUUUCGAGAUGUUCUAUGGAAAGAAAACUUUACAGAUUUAUACGUAUUUUCCUGCACCAAUAAAUCUACCAUUAACUGGGCCCCACCCACCUUUAACAGAGCACUCCUCUGAAAGUUUUAUAGGUAUGAAAUAUAUGUAGAUAUUUGUAAGGAGUUUUAAAUUUUUUUGAUGGGGUGCUGUGUAAAUCUUGUAUUUAAAAAUGUAAUGAAGGUGUUGAAAGAAAAAUAUAUAUACAACUUUUAUAAAAGGAUUGUGUACUGACUGAAUACAUUUAAAAGAAAAUAUAUUUUGAAACCUGUUCUGCUAUGAACAGAGAUAACAUAUCUUUUUACUAUGCUGUUGGUUUUUAAGUUAAGCUUCCUAAUGCAUAAUAAAUUUGCAAUGGAUA